AUGGAGAAUCUAGUAGCAUCAGACAGUAACAAAGCCAUAUUUUGUGUUGAAUGCAACGAUCAAGAAGCAUCCGUCUUUUGUGAGCAAUGUGACGAAGACUUUUGUGAAGUCUGUCAUGGCAUGCUUCAUCGUACGGGAACUCGAAAGCUUCAUACUGCCAAACAACUCGACUCACAAAAGGCAAGUGAACAUUUCGUUAUGCAAGCUGUUAACUCAACUAUCCUACAGAACGGGCAGCAGAAAGAGAUUACAGCUAUGAAGCAAGCUAUAGAAUUGGACGGUACUAUUAUCAGCAGCAGUGGUGUUACGUUUGGUGAUUACAUGACAAAAAGAUCAAAGACUAUACCUCUACGUUUAGAUGCAGAAGAAAGACAAUACCUUCGAUUAUUGGAAGCAGCAUUAAAUGUAUCUGAAUAUACUGAUAAGAUUGAUGUUAUUUCGUAUUCAAACAAGGCAAAGAGAAUUGUUGGACAAAUCAGAGACUUGUGCGCUAUUAUUUCAGGUCUACUGGUUGCCGGUGAUUAUAAGACAGGUGCACAGUUGUUUGCUAGUAGAAGUGUACGUGAAAAUGAAGCUAUUUUUCAGCGUGUGUUUGAAGUAGGCAGACGCCAUAAAAUCAUGAACCCUGAAAAAAUGCGAUCCAACUAUGGUAAAUUAAUGCAUAUGUUGAUGGAUUCAGUUAUUCCUGAAGUGGAAGACUAUCUUGGGUUUUCUUGUGUGAUACCUAUCAAGACAGUCUAUGACUUCCUUAAAAGCAGGGAUAGUAUAGAUGUAUUGCAUGAUGAUAGCAUUGUGUUGGCCACCCGAGAAAUAGCACCCGAGUUUAAGACAAGAGCACAGAUCGAUGCUGAAGUACAGAGAAAGCAAUUGGCUAUCCAGUCUAUAUGUGAAAAAUAUGCCAAUGAGAGGGUCAGCAAAGAAGAAAUCGAGCGCUGCUUAUUGUCCAUGUCAGAUAACAAUGCUUUUUUAAAAGCAAAUAGAGAUCCUUGUGAUAAAAUUCUUAAAUAUCUCUCUAAAUACUUUACACCCAACAAACAUGAUCAUGGUUAUUCGCUAGCUAUUCAAAAUGGUAGACAUGGACAUCGCCUUACACACUCUCAUUCAGCUCAAUACACAUAUGUACAUCAAUCCUUGACAUUAUGGCGUGAAAUCAUGAACGAAAUGUUUAUGUUAUGGAGUAUGGCUGAUGAAGAUUUGAUUUCACCCAAUGCUUAUCGUCUGACAAACACCGGUCAAGGUUUACAGAGAAUCCAGCCUUGUCCUAAUGUAUCCAAAGCUAUCCACAAAAUUUUGAAUAGAGUACACAAGAAAUGCGGAUCCUGGGUCGGCAGUAGUGUAGUCCAUUUGGGUGACAAGAAUGUACCUAAUUCGUUUAUGUUCAUUGAUAAAUAUAAUCAAGUAGCACGCAUUUUGACACCCAUUGUGAGCACUCUGGAUAAUUUGGAUUCCUUUGAAAAUGACCCUGACCUUGUAGACUAUGUUAAUAGUGCCUAUGGCAGCAUUGAACAAUGCAAGAAGGAUAUUUUAUAUGACUUGUUUACGCAUGGUUUUGAUGGCUCAGGAGGUGAUAAUUACUUUGAUGCAGGCAGUUGGUGUUCAACCAUUGAGAAGAAAAAGUUUUUUCCUAUAUUUCUGAUGACAGGUUUUACUGGAUUUGAUGGAAGUGAAUGGUAA
Molecule: messenger RNA, 1674 nt
Organism: Gilbertella persicaria
Lineage: Eukaryota; Fungi; Mucoromycota; Mucoromycetes; Mucorales; Choanephoraceae
Exons: 12
Coding region: 1-1674 (557 amino acids)
Molecular function (GO): zinc ion binding
Source: RefSeq, a predicted model, not a curated record